GUUUGUGGCUAUUAAUAAGGGAGAAUCGGACUUUUAUAUUAAAAAAAAUUAUUUUAUUAAAAUAAAAACAAACUUUAGUAAUUUAACUCCAUAAUAAAGAACUACUUUGUCAAUAUCAAUAACCAACGUUCCGAAUUCUUCUAAAAAGUGAUAUUCUUCGUGCUGAGCUGUAAAAAUAUGGAUUGCGCGGUGCUAUCGCAAAAUCAAAUACAACAAAAUGAAAACCAAGAUUCUUUUGGUAUUCGAAAGAUUGUCGAUUGUAAAUUAAGUCAGGAUGGUCGACAGAUGUAUCGUGUAAAGUGGGAGCCAACAUGGGAACCUGCUGAAAAUCUAAGCAGCUGUCAAAAGUUAAUAGAUGAAUUUUGGUCUUACGUCAACAAAGCCAAAUCAAAUCAAGAGGUUGCCCAUCAACAUAGGAAACGAAGAUAUUGGUAUGAAGAGCUUGUCAAGUACUCUGGUUGCUUUAAGUUGGAUUUCUAAGCGACUCAAAGACAAUACCCUAAAAAAGUACAAAAUCAUAAAGCUUAAACUUGAUUCAUCUAAUGGAGUGAACAAUAUUAACAUUGAUGAAUUUAACCAAUAUAAAUUACAUGAAGAUAAUAAAGCUGAAAUCCAAAGACUAAUAAAUAAAAACACUUCAGAUAUUGGAAAUCGAAUGAUGUCACCUAGCCAUAUGCUGAAUUUACCACAAAAUAAUCAACAAAAUAUGAUGGCCAUGCCCCGUACACCUCAGUCAGUUCCUAUGUCUCCAAAUAUUAUUCAACAAAUGCGACCUUUAGUCAGUUCACCCCAACAAUUCAACUCUCCUCAACGUGCCAAAGUUCCUCUCAACUUUGGAAAUGAAAUGAAGCAAGAAUCUGAAGAAAAUUCCAGCCAAAGUUGCAAAGGAAAGACUAGCAAUACUUCGAGUUUAAAAUAUGUAGAGAGUUUUCAAAACCCAUACGUUAAGCUUAUUGUUGUGUGUAAAGUUUGCAAUAAAGAACAAAGUCUUAAGUUUGCACAUAAUUGGAAAACUCAUUAUUUAAGUCAUGUUUCAAACGAGGAAAAACCUCAUAAAUGUCAUUUGUGUCCAAAUGCGUUUGUAACUGCACCUCAGUUAAAAAAACAUUUGCUAAAGCAUGAAAAGCAGGAAUGUGUAGAUAGCAAGAUGAAGUUAGAAUACUGGUAGCAAUAUCUUAGUUUGAACUUUUACACUUUGAUUCAAACUUUUGCCUAAAAGUUUAUGAGUUAUUGUGUGUUUGUUUUAUUUAUUUUCAUUGAAGUCCAAAUUUACUAGAUUAUUCAGUAUUAAAUUUUUCCGUUCGAAAUAAUGUGUUAAAACUCGAGUAUAUCGAGUCUGAUGUACUAAUCAGAACAAACAUCUUGGUUCAAAAAUAUAGAUUUAGAAAUUG
Messenger RNA from Hydra vulgaris (swiftwater hydra), 1391 nucleotides. RefSeq lists its product as uncharacterized. Gene Ontology annotation, molecular function: DNA-binding transcription factor activity, RNA polymerase II-specific. Gene Ontology annotation, cellular component: nucleus. Gene Ontology annotation, biological process: regulation of transcription by RNA polymerase II. NCBI's taxonomy places the organism in Eukaryota, Metazoa, Cnidaria, Hydrozoa, Anthoathecata, Hydridae. The record is from RefSeq and is a predicted model, not a curated record.